AUGAGUGAUUCGGUCAAAAGUGCGUCGGAGAGUUCAGACGAUGAGGAGUAUAUUCCUCCAGCGAAACUUCUAGCGGAUUAUGUGGAGGAAAGCUCCGAAGAUUCAGAUGACAAAAUCUCAGAUGGCGAAGUAGGAAAAGGGGUGAAUGCCAAAAUGGAAAGUAAGCUACUCAAGGAGAAGGAUAGAGACGAAAUAUGGACUGAUUUUCUCGAGAAAACUAAACCGAUGGUAACUUUGCAAAUUUUCACUUAUGAUGACCAAUUAGAGCAACCCUCGUCACAUAAAUCCCGGGAAACUCAAGCGAAAAGUAACUCCACUCACAAUUCUCUGCCUGCAGUUUCUUUCCAUGGUGUUAAGUCCAAUUCCCACAACUCAUCGAACGAAAAAGUCGGUGGACUGGGUUUAAAACGACCUGCAUCCUCCACCGGUAAUCGCUUGGCAGAUGCUCUGAAAAGGCUAAAAUCGUCAACCCUUUCCUCCGGUGUCCCAAAGAUAUCCGUUCUGGUCUGUCUAAUUUUGAAAUUAUCAUCAGACUUGCUUUUUAAAAUGGCUGGAGAAAAAUCGAGGCAAGAUUGGGAAUCCUUCACUGAGAAGGAAGGCAUUAAAGACGACCUCAAGCUACACAAUAAGGGCAAAAACGGGUAUGUCGAACGAAAGGCAUUUGAAGCACGAACUCAGGAGCGGGAAUAUCAGAUAUUGAAGGAGGCUCGCCUAAAGAGUAUCCAACGGCGGUGA
Echinococcus granulosus is the source of this 735-nucleotide messenger RNA. Its product is annotated as Craniofacial development protein. The transcript has 9 exons. NCBI's taxonomy places the organism in Eukaryota, Metazoa, Platyhelminthes, Cestoda, Cyclophyllidea, Taeniidae. The record is from RefSeq and is a predicted model, not a curated record. The coding region runs from base 1 to 735 and encodes 244 amino acids.